GGCAGCAGGAGGGACGAGAGGACGGUCUGAAUCGAGAGAUGUUUUGAUAUCGGAGCUGGCUGAUGGUUCUUUGUGUAUCUGCUGGAGGAGUUUGAGCUCGUGGAUGCGCGUGCUGCGUUGGUGCUGACUCGUGAUGCUGAUGACAGGCCAAACCUAUCAAACCACCUGCAUCGUGGAUGAAAGCCAAAGCUAAAAUAGCUGAAUAGCAAUCAAUCAGGGAGGAAAAGAGCAACAGGCCAGUUUGAUCGAGUCUGCAAAACGGGGACCUGACCGGCUGUGUGAGGCGGCAUGUUCUGAGCGGAGAGGCGGCGAGCGGCGGCGGCGGCGGCGGCGGCUGGCGGGAUGAAGGCGCCGAGGAGACCGAGGCAGACGCGGCUCCUCCCCCGGUUCUGCGUCUGUGGAGUCGGUCUGCUCGCAGCCGCCUGGAUUUUUAACCUGAAUGAUGUUACAGGCUCCCAUACUGCCACUGUGGAUCAUGACAUCUCCUUCUCCGAGAGAGAGCUCAUCCAUCAGGAAACAGAAAACAACCAGACCGAAUCUAUUUCUAAAUCUGCCGUCAGUGAUUUUCCUCAAGACAUCUUCACUCUGGAGCAGAGGAGACAUGGAGCGGUUCUCCUUCAUGUUCUCUGUGCUAUCUACAUGUUUUAUGCGCUGGCCAUCGUGUGUGAUGUUUACUUUGUGCCAUCACUGGAAAAAAUCUCAGAGAACCUUCAGCUCAGCCAGGAUGUUGCCGGGGCAACUUUCAUGGCAGCUGGUAGCUCCGCCCCCGAACUCUUCACCUCUCUGAUUGGGGUGUUUAUUACAAAAGGCGACGUGGGUGUGGGAACUAUCGUGGGAUCGGCUGUCUUUAACAUCCUCGUCAUCAUCGGCCUCUGUGGCAUCUUCUCUGGACAGCCCAUCUCUCUGAGCUGGUGGCCUUUGUUUCGUGAUGCUGUCUUCUACAUCCUGUCCAUAGUGGUGCUUAUCCUGGUGAUCUAUGAUGAAAAGGUCAUGUGGUGGGAGACCAUCACCCUGAUGUCUAUGUAUGGAAUCUACAUAAUCAUCAUGAAGUUCAACAGAUCUCUGUGCAGCUUUGUAGAGAGACACUGCAGCCGGGCAGGUCAGCCGUGUCUGAGCAGUCUGCGACGGACGACUGCUGUCGGAAACAUUGGAGACUGUGACAACGACAUGGUGCCGCUGAAGCCAGAUUCAUGUGUAGUGGCCGGCCAGGACUCAGGGGUGGUGAUGGUGGAUGAGCUGCUGAACCUGCACCCACACCAGCUCUCCUUCUCAGAGGCAAGCCUCCGCCUUCUCAUCACCCCGCAUUUCCCCCCCUUCACCCGCCUGCGCAUGGCAGGACGCAUGGUCAUCAACGAGAGACAGAGGCUGAUUCAGGCCCGGGGUGGCCCGGGAGAGGGGGGAGCUUCAGGGGAAGAAGGUUUGGGUGCUAACGGGCCGUGGGGGAGGGAGAACGGGACGGUGGCCGAGGGAGACAGGCAGCCGCUGGAGGGAGAGACGGGUAAAGAGAUGGGGGGAGAGACAGAGGUGGGCAGAGCUGGAGGAGCGCAGCCUAAAGAGGAAGAGGAGGAAGAGGAAGAGCAGGAGGAAGGAGAGGAGGAAGGAGAGGAGGAGAACGCUCCUUUAAAACCCUUCGUCCUGCCUGAUGGUUGGUGUCUGCGUCUGAAGUGGCUGCUGUCUUGGCCCUUGAGCGUCCUGCUUUAUUUCACCAUCCCCGACUGUAACCUGCCGCUGUGGGAGCGCUGGUACCUGCUCACCUUCCUGUCCUCCACGCUCUGGAUAGCCCUCUACUCCUACCUCAUGGUCUGGAUGGUGACCAUAAUCAGCAACACACUUGGAAUCCCAGAAGUCAUCAUGGGCAUCACUUUUCUGGCGGCUGGCACCAGCGUCCCUGACUGCAUGGCCAGCCUCAUCGUCGCCCGACAAGGGAUGGGCGACAUGGCCGUGUCCAACUCCAUUGGCAGUAAUAUCUUUGAUGUGCUUCUGGGCCUGGGCUUCCCCUGGGCGCUGAGGACGCUCAUCGUCAGCUACGGAUCAGUGGUGACAAUCAACAGCAGAGGCCUGGUGUACUCCGUGAUCCUUCUGUUGGCCUCAGUCAUACUCACUGUCCUGUGUGUCCACCUGAACCGCUGGAAGUUGGACCGCAGGCUGGGACUCUGUCUCAUACUGCUCUACGCCCUCUUCCUCCUCUGCGCCGUCGGCUUCGAGAGGUUGUAGAGGACACUCCUCAUGCACAGAGUCACACAAAAGGACGCACAUACAAGUGGUUGUUUUUUAGCUUCACUGCUGCCAUCGUUCAUCAAAUGUACGGACGGAUGAAUUUUUCAUUUCACUUCACGGUGUCUGUACAUGUUUGAGCGGCGUUACUUCGACACCGGCUGCCUGAAAGCGACAGUGUUUACCUUUGAUAAACCAGUAUUUUACAUAGUUUUGUACUGAGCACCUCCUGCCCAGACCCAUCUGAUAAUGCACUACUGUAUGUCUCACAACACAUUUAUAAAGUAUUGCAUUUUCAUUCUGAAACCAAGAAUAUUAAGGAACCCCAAAGUGUGUUAGUUUACUUAUUAAUACUUUAUGACUGCCACGAGUAACCUCAGAUGAUUACACAUGUAAGUUCAUAUAGUUGCUUCUCAGUGCAUGAAGUUAUUUUAUGUAAGGUUUUCAUCACGCCUUUGUAUCUGUAGUUGUAAACAGCAUAGCAUGGCUGAUCAUCACGCUCCAGAUAAUUGCACUAAACCACUGUUGUCUUGCCCCCCCCCCUCUUUCCUCAAAGCUUCUCAGCACAGAGGUGGUGUUAUUGUGCUGGAACGAAGCGACUGUGUGCUACAAGGUGUUUUUGAACUUCUGUGUUUGGAGAGUCCUUGAGUGUGUGUUGAGUGAAAUAAAAUGUUUUGUUCUGUGAGGUU
This is a messenger RNA of Cottoperca gobio, 2903 nucleotides long. RefSeq names its product solute carrier family 24 member 6a (gene slc24a6a). Gene Ontology annotation, biological process: intracellular calcium ion homeostasis; calcium ion transmembrane transport. Gene Ontology annotation, cellular component: plasma membrane. Gene Ontology annotation, molecular function: calcium channel activity; calcium, potassium:sodium antiporter activity. Lineage: Eukaryota; Metazoa; Chordata; Actinopteri; Perciformes; Bovichtidae. The record is from RefSeq and is a predicted model, not a curated record.